This is a messenger RNA of Cuscuta campestris, 1382 nucleotides long. The record is from the annotation of a GenBank genome assembly. NCBI's taxonomy places the organism in Eukaryota, Viridiplantae, Streptophyta, Magnoliopsida, Solanales, Convolvulaceae.
UGCUGUUUUCUCUCCUUUUCCUUACAUCCUCCUUUUCUUUUCCUUUCUAAUCAAACACCCAAAUGGUUUUCCCUUACUAUUUUCUCUUCUGAAUCCAUGAACCAAACAUUUUCUUACACUAUGUUUGGUUAAAGGAAAUUGGAAGGAAAAACAUAAUUCUCUUAUUUUUCUCACCAAAAUGAGAGGAAUUUAGUUUUCCCUCCUCGUAGUAUAUUUUGCCUUCUCAUCAUUUUAUUCCCCUUCCAGUUUCUCUUUCUUUUCCUUUCUAACCAAACAAGAAAAACUCUUUUCCUUUACUAUUUUUGCUUCUUUUCCCUUCUGAAUCCAUGAAUCAAACAUAGUGUUAGGAUUGGAGGGAAGUAUUCCUUUUGAGUUUUACUUUUCUCGUGCUGAAUCCUUAGGUACAUAUACUGCUCCUCUGCUGGUGUUUAUCUCAAAACUGAUUAUUUGCCCCACCACGAAACAGAUGAAGUUGAUGAAAAGAGCAGGCACAAAGGGAAGCUGGAGACAGAGAGGCUAUUGCAAUCACGAAGCAGCCUUAGUUGGACUGCCGUAAGGCCGGUCUAUAUAUAUGGGCCCUUGAACUACAAUCCAGUCGAAGAUUGGUUUUUUCACAGGCUCAAAGCAGGCCGCGCUAUCCCAAUUCCCAACUCCGGGAUGCAAGUGACCCAACUUGGUCAUGUCAAGGAUCUUGCAAGAGCCUUUGUUCAGGUUCUUGGCAAUGAAAAAGCAAAGAGACAAGUGAUUAACAUAUCUGGAGAGAAAUAUGUCACCUUUGACGGAUUUGCAAGGGCAUGCGCGAGGGCUGGUGGGUUCCCGGAACCUGAGAUUGUUCACUACAACCCCAAGAAGUUUGAUUUUGGUAAAAAGAAAGCAUUCCCAUUUCGUGACCAGCAUUUCUUUGCGUCGAUUGAGAAGGCAAAGCAGUUGCUGGGGUGGAAACCGGAAUUCGGGCUGGAGGAAGGUCUUAGGGACUCCUACAACAAGGACUUUGGCCUCGGCACCUUCCGGAAAACAGCUGAUUUCUCAACGGAUGAUUUGAUUCUUGGGAACUUUUCCUAAAAUCCUCCUUUUCAUUGUGCACAUUAUUCCUGGAAAUGAAAAUGAAAUGGUUCUGCAGCACAAGCAUAGAUUUAUUAAAAGAAGAGCUAAAUGAAUUUUUAUUGCCAACAUAUAUUUAAAAAAAUAAACAAAUACUCUGAAAACUUAAAAAAUAAUUGCAAUGUGUGGGUCCAUUAUCUCCUCCCCAUUUUUUUCUCCCAAAAAACCUCACCACCAUAAAGAUAUCACAUUUCUGCAAUGGCCAACCAUUGUCUUGAGUGAUUUCCUUCUCCAAUAUCUCUUCAACAUAUAUCUGUCUCAAACAAAUUUCUCCUCAACUU